GGUUCAAACGAGGUCUCGAGGUGAAGCUUCAAACUAAACUCGGCGCUUCUUGGCCGAACAACAUUCCAAGAGAUUUUAAAUAAAGGACUUUCAUUUUCGACGAAAUUCCGAAGAACCACCUUCCAUGAAGCUAUGAGUCAGUUAUCGGUUACCGGUAUUCGAUAUACCUGAGCUACCUGUGACGAGAACGGCAUACCCAAACAGUUUGUCGUACCUGUUAAGUGCUACUUAUUAGUUCGUUAGUGUAUUAACUGUGAUCAGUGAAAUUGUCCUUUUAAAUAUGUACAACAAUCAUCACCAUGGGCUUUAUACUAUUCGUGGCGACAUGUGCUAUGAAAAUAAGUUGAUGGCUAACACAGCGCUACCUGGACGGCCUCCAGCAGAAUCGAUUUGUCUGACCGUUUCCGAGCACGAUAGGAACUCCACGACACCGAAACGAAAGCGACGUCUACGAAUAAGUCCAGUGACAGUAGCAAAUGUGUCUAUUGUUCUAAUAGUUUUCGCAUCGCUCGUAUAUUUGGAGUACGGGCCGACUCCUACGGCAAAGCUGGGCUUUUACUGCAGAGAUCCCUCCAUAUCGCAUCCGUACAAGGGCGACAGCGUAACGCUCCACGCGAUUUUGGGCGGAAGCAUCGCCGGACCUCUUCUGAUCAUCGCCGCUGUCGAAUUGUACAGGGAGAAGAACUUUAGCAAAAGAUGGGGGUUGGAGAUAUGGAACUGGUUCCGAGACUUCAUGAUUGGGUUAACGGUGAACUUGGUGCUCACUCAAGUUGGAAAAGUGCUCAUUGGAGAACAUCGACCGCAUUUCUUCGACACUUGCCUACCAGAUGUCGGACAUACCUGUUCGCCGGGCGAAUUCGUUACGGAUUAUAAAUGUACGAAUUCAUUUUACAGCAAUUAUGUGAUAACGGACUCGUCGAGAUCCUUUCCGUCGGGACACGCGUCCGUUUCUGUUUACACGUCGUUAUUCUGUGCCUUCUACAUUCAUUUACGCCUGCCAUCGCAUCAGUUGCGACUUGUGAUAAAACCUUUUAUUAUCGUUUGCAUUCUGCUCUGGAGUGUCGUAUGCUGCUCUACAAGAAUUACGGAUUACAGGCAUCACUGGUGGGACGUUUUAGCUGGGCUUAUUUUAGGAAUUGCCUGCGUCGUUUACACAGUGCUCACCUUGUGCAAACCGUUCGAAACGCCGCUAGUGGUGUCCAAGACUCACCGGCCGAGCGCGUCAACUACUACCCUUUUAGAUGUGAAAAAUAAAGACGCGACCAGUGUUAUUAUAUGAUUAGUGCGCUACAAUUUAGCAAAGUGACCUUCUGAAGUACUGCCUCCGGUGAUACAAAUCGACUUUUGUGUACCUUUUGUGCUUUUCUAUUCAAUUUUUCAAUCAGAAAUCAUUUCGAUUUAGUCAAGACUAAUGGUAAAAAUAUAUUGGUGAAUGUGUUUUCUUUUUAUCAUUUUUAUAAGAGCACCUCAUUUGAAAUGUGACAAGUCAUACGCUAAUGCAGAAAAUGUAUGUAGAAGAGCUUUAGUUAUGAAGCGAUGUAGAAUGCUCCGUUUUUGAGAGCGUAUUGAUUUUAGUAUUAUGGCCAUUAAAUAUAUAGGUUUUCCAAUAAACCUCAUAUAGGGUCAAAUGGAAUAAAUGGAAAUUGAUUUGGUUCAUCCAUACAUAUUCCAAGUUAUUUAUUAUUUAUGUAUUGUAAUGUUCAUAUUUUAAUUACAAUUAAAAAGCAAUA
This is a messenger RNA of Photinus pyralis (common eastern firefly), 1730 nucleotides long. Its product is annotated as phospholipid phosphatase 1-like. The transcript is spliced from 4 exons. Bases 281 to 1279 code for a protein of 332 amino acids. Gene Ontology annotation, molecular function: phosphatidate phosphatase activity. NCBI's taxonomy places the organism in Eukaryota, Metazoa, Arthropoda, Insecta, Coleoptera, Lampyridae. Gene Ontology annotation, biological process: phospholipid dephosphorylation; signal transduction; phospholipid metabolic process. The record is from RefSeq and is a predicted model, not a curated record.